GUUCAGAGAACCCGACGGAAAGCAGGAUGGCGAGUCCGGGGAAGACCCGGCUCUGCUGCUGCGGGCUGUAAAGAGCCUGAAAAUCGUUUGGUUGCGGGUGCAUAAGAAGAGACAAAAGUGCUCAGCAGGUAAGAGCCGAGUGCUUUGCCAAGAAGGAACUGUUCUUGAUCGCUGUGACAGGAUUGCCUCGCCGGGGACUCUUCUCUCGUGAGCAUCCACGCGUCUCCGAGGGGGCUGCCUGUCUCCUCUCAUCAGCAUCAGGGAGGGAAAUUUCACAGCCGCUCUUUCUAGUCCUGCUAAUCCUGUUAUCCGAGGGGUUAUAAAUAUUAACGCCGCCGAGGCUGGGGAUGGGGGACCCGAUUAAGCCCUCUCCGAAGUAAGAUGUCAGCCGGCCUCUUCCCGGCCCACCGGCGCCCGGAGCUGCUCCGCGGCACAGCUCCGCCGCUCCCCUGCCCGGAGCGGCUGCUGGGUGCCUCGGUGCUGGGUUUCGUGGCCGACAUCUCGCUGGGAGCCCCCCAGAGCUCAUCUCGGGCCGGACCGAGCCUGGGGUUAACCUCCGAGCCUCCCUUCGGGGACAGAACCCUGUCGCUGCGGGAGGGGAUGGCCCGGGGGUUGCCUUUGGCUGCCUUCGGAGACGGGGAUCUCGAAGACGAGGAAGAAGAGGAAGAAGAGGAGAGAAUGCGGAGCGCUUCCCUACUGGACAGACCCAGGAGAAAGCGGGUUAUCACCUACGCCCAGCGCCAGGCAGCCAACAUCCGGGAGAGGAAGAGGAUGUUCAACCUCAACGAGGCGUUCGACCAGCUGAGGAAGAAGGUGCCCACCUUCGCCUACGAGAAGCGGCUCUCCCGGAUAGAGACCUUGCGCCUGGCCAUCGUGUACAUCUCCUUCAUGACCGAGCUCCUGAACGGCUGCAGCAGGCAGGAGGCGAGCUAGGGGCAGCGAGGCCCGGCGGGACAGGGCUGGGGCCGGACACCGCCCUUAAACAAGGGCUCCUCGCCCCGCAGCCGGACCGUACAGGCGUGAGACUCAAACCGAGGGGGGUGCGAAGGGA
Molecule: messenger RNA, 1051 nt
Organism: Gallus gallus (chicken)
Lineage: Eukaryota; Metazoa; Chordata; Aves; Galliformes; Phasianidae
Gene: FERD3L
Product: Fer3 like bHLH transcription factor
Exons: 1
Coding region: 382-933 (183 amino acids)
Biological process (GO): regulation of transcription by RNA polymerase II; developmental process
Molecular function (GO): RNA polymerase II transcription regulatory region sequence-specific DNA binding; protein dimerization activity; DNA-binding transcription factor activity, RNA polymerase II-specific
Source: RefSeq, a predicted model, not a curated record